AUGGCUUCCGUAGACGUCGACGUGGGCGUGACGCCCUCCACCACCUACUCUCUCGCAGGCAAGCAACUCAAAUUUGACUCCAAAAAAGAUAUCGACGCCUACCUCCCCGACCUCGUGGCCAUGUCUAAGGUUUCCAAGAUCGACUUCAGUGGUAACACCAUCGGUAUUGACGCCUCCGAGGCCUUGAGUGCCGCCAUUCUCAAACACAAGGAUUCCAUCGUGGAGGUCAACUUUUCGGAUUUGUACACGGGCAGAUUGAAUACAGAAAUCCCUCAGUCGUUGGAGUUCUUGUUGCCUGCAUUGUUGCAAUGUCCAAACUUGAAGAUCGUCAACUUGAGCGACAACGCCUUUGGCUUACAGACUAUUGAUCCAAUCGAGGAUUACCUCCAGAAGGCUGUAUCCGUGGAGCACUUGAUUUUGUCCAACAACGGUAUGGGCCCUUUUGCUGGUGCUCGUAUUGGUAAGUCGUUGUUCAAGUUGGCCAAGGCCAAGCAGAAUGCUGGCAAAUCCUCGUUGAAGACGUUCAUUUGUGGUAGAAACAGAUUGGAGAAUGGCUCCAUUAACUACUUGGCCAUCGGCUUGAGAAACCAUAGCGACUUGCAAACGGUCAGAUUGUACCAAAAUGGAAUCAGACCCGCCGGUAUUGCCAAGUUGAUUUCCCAGGGUUUGUCCAAGAACAAGAAGUUGAAGGUCCUCGACUUGCAGGAUAACACCAUUACAACCACGGCUGCUAUUCCUUUGGCACAGUCGUUGGCUGCUUGGACUGACUUGGAAGAGUUGAAUUUGAACGAUUGUUUGUUGAAGCCAAAGGGUUCUUUGGUGGUUAUGGAUCAUCUUGGCGACGGCCAUGUCAAGGAGCACUUCCAUACAUUGAAGUUGCAGUACAAUGAGUUGGAGGUCGAUGCAUUGGAGAGAUUGGUGCACGUGGCUACCAAGAAGUUGCCCAAAUUAAAGCUUUUGGAGUUGAACGGAAACAGAUUCGACGAGGACUCUGAACAUGUGGAGGCAUUGACUGCGCUUUUUGAGGAUAGAGGCUUUGGUGAACUUGACGAGUUAGACGACUUGGAGGAAAUCGACAGCGAGGACGAGGAUGAAGACGACGACGAGAACGAGGACACCUUCGAGGACGUUGACGUGGAGUUGGACCAAUUGGAGAAGGAGUUGGAGGGCCAAUCUGUGGAGGACACGGACGCUUCUGUGGACGACAUUGCUUCGGAGUUGGCCGGCACUCACAUCAAGUAG
Messenger RNA from Sungouiella intermedia, 1242 nucleotides. The record is from the annotation of a GenBank genome assembly. Lineage: Eukaryota; Fungi; Ascomycota; Pichiomycetes; Serinales; Metschnikowiaceae.